GCGUCGUCAGUCGUGAACGCGCGUUUGCCAAAAGCGGACGAACCUGUGGCGCACGGCGUCCAAAACUACCAGCCACGCUGUCGGCGCUUUCUAUCCAAAAUUCGCACCUACCGUAAAACAAUGUCCACUUAGUUUUUCACCCCUCCGGGUCACCAUCUCUUCGCGACUUUCUUUCUUUUUUGUUACACCCUUUCAACUAUCGCUACAUUUAUGACGAUGGACUUUCAAAGUGCCAUGGAGACCUUCGCGGAAGCCUGGGUUGCUGCCAAUUCCAAGACCGCCCCCAUGGAGCUCGCCACUCAGAGCCAGGCGCUAGCGCUGACGAGGAACUGCAAGGCGACGCCGCCUCCGCCGCCGUCGCAGUCCGCGGUCUCUUCGCAACCGAUGUCAGCGGCGGCGUCGACCCCAUCUGCGGCGGCUGGAGGUUGUUCCAGUCGGGACUCCGCCGAGCGGGGAUCUAGUCCGGUGGUGGUGGACCGCUCCGGGACACCGUUGGAUGUCCCCAUGGUAUCAUCUCCGUCUAUCAAGGAGGAGUACGAGGCUAACGCCGCCGCCUCAGCAUCGGCCUCCGCCAAAUCUUCUUCGUCUGGUAAAUCCUUACCCGUGCAUUGCAUCGUGGAGGCGGUGUGCACCUUGGACGAGAGCAGGGCCAUCCACCAAUCGUCCUGGCGCAGGAGGUCGCUUAUCGAAACUGACAGUUUUGUAAUUAUACCAGUCUCGACGCCCUUCCAUGACCUUGUCCAGACGGCCCUACUGCGAUUAGGGUACUCCGCCGAAAGUGCGGCUGCAGCUAAAGGGUCUGUGGUUAUAAAGAACUGGAAAGCUCUCAACUUCGAUCAGAUCACCGAAGAUCCUCUGGUCAGCGUCGGUGAUAUCCUGGGCGAGCUUACAACCGUCGCCACCCUUAAGAUACAAGUGUUCCGUGGUCGACCUGGAUCGUUCAUGGACGCGAAAGACAAGCUGCUGCGGUACCUUUUGGUGCAAUCGCACGGGUUGCUCGUAUCUGCAGGAUGUCCACUAGAUGAGAUUAUGCUCUCACAGAUGUGUAGGGGCGGUGCCAGCAACAUCCCGCCGGAGAUGAGCGAAGAAUGUAAGAGAAAAUUUGAUCAGUGGUGGGCGGCACAAUGCAAUCCACAAUCACCGGGUCGCGUCCACCUGGGGCCACCCCCAAGUCAAUUCUCGAAUGCCGCCGUGCAUCAGCACCAACACCAGCAUCAGCCGAGCAAGGCUCAUGAACGACCUCAUCUCGUCGAUCCCGGUCAUCAUCCGGCCAUGCAGACGGUGCACAACCAAUUCCCUACGCAGAAAACCCGGAUGAGGACGAGCUUUGAUCCAGAAUUGGAACUACCGAAAUUGCAGCGAUGGUUUGCCGACAACCAGCAUCCGAGUAGGCAGCAGAUCCAGCAAUACGUAAAGGAAUUGAAUAGCUUGGAAUCACGACGUGGUCGGAAACCUUUAGACGUAAACAACGUCGUCUACUGGUUCAAGAACGCUCGUGCUGCCCAGAAACGAGCGGAAGUUCGAAACGUGGGGCCCGGCAUGCCGUGCCACCUAUCUUCCGGGAAUGGUUACAAUAAUCACAGUCCGACGAACGGCGCCGGAUUCCUCUUGGCCGAUGGAUACCUAAAUUCCGAACGACUUGAGCACCGAUUAAAAAAUAACUAUCGCGGUCGAGGUCCAAACAUGUCGGAUGACUUCUCAAACGCAGGUUCCGACAUGGAAGAGGACGAUAUGCAGGAUACGCAACCCGCUAGUCCAGUGGGUCCGCUCUCGCUGACCACCAACCGGAAAGACGAAACAAGGGAGGACAGUCCGCGUACUUCAACUCCUUUGAAUGAAGCUCACGUUGAAUCAAUUAUUGAGCCCAAGGAGGAACCGAUCAACUACCACUCAUCCAGCGACCACUCGAACAAUAACAAGGUUCAGAUAUCCGACGUCGAGGAUGAAGACAUGGACAACGAGGCAGACAAUAAAAAUAAUUUUGAAAUAGUCUCCCCAAUGAUCAGACCAAUCUCGCAGCAGCGUAUCUGCGGAUCACCGGACGCGGACAACCAGAUGCUGUUCCAUCGUCCUGGCGGCGAGAGCUUGGAAAGACUGGCCGCCAGCUUCCCAAUAGUCCCAAAUUCAAUGUUCAGCCACAGCAUUAUGUACAUGAGCCAGUACAUCCCCGGCCUGUCGCACACCGCCACAUCUCCGCCCGGUUCGAGUGCCCUGGCAAUGUCCGCCCUCUCCGCCGAUGAGCGUCGCAAGAGGAAUCGCACCUUCAUAGAUCCGGUGACGGAAGUGCCGCGUCUCGAGCAGUGGUUCUCGAUGAACACGCAUCCUUCGCACAACCUUAUCCUUAAGUACACGGAGGAGUUGAAUUGCAUGGCGUAUCGCCAGAAGUUUCCGCGCUUAGAGCCGAAGAAUGUUCAGUUCUGGUUCAAGAACAGACGCGCCAAAUGUAAACGACUCAAGAUGUCUCUGUUCGACAGCCAGACUUCAGGGCAUUUCCAUCACGGGGAGAAGGAAUAGUCAGUGUAUAAUAUUGUUUUUUAUUUUGUUUUGUUGUAGCUAUUAAAAGUAAAUGAUGAGUGCCAGUGAGAUAGUAUGUGAGAGUGAUUGCGAGAUAGAGAGAGAGUGAGUGGAGGAGAGUAACAGUGCUUCUACCACUUUUGAUCCGUACUUAGGUAUUAUAUAUAUAUAUAUACAGUGGAACCUCGCUUAACGAGUUUAAUCCGUUCUAAAAUUUCCGGAUUUUUACUCGUAUAGUGAAACAUAUU
Messenger RNA from Nicrophorus vespilloides, 2762 nucleotides. RefSeq lists its product as uncharacterized. Gene Ontology annotation, molecular function: DNA-binding transcription factor activity, RNA polymerase II-specific; RNA polymerase II cis-regulatory region sequence-specific DNA binding. The record is from RefSeq and is a predicted model, not a curated record. The coding region runs from base 211 to 2514 and encodes 767 amino acids. Gene Ontology annotation, biological process: chromatin remodeling; regulation of transcription by RNA polymerase II. The transcript has 5 exons. Lineage: Eukaryota; Metazoa; Arthropoda; Insecta; Coleoptera; Silphidae.